This is a messenger RNA of Varanus komodoensis (Komodo dragon), 4187 nucleotides long. It is a transcript of the gene NDRG3, whose product is annotated as NDRG family member 3. Gene Ontology annotation, cellular component: cytoplasm. The record is from RefSeq and is a predicted model, not a curated record. Lineage: Eukaryota; Metazoa; Chordata; Lepidosauria; Squamata; Varanidae. Gene Ontology annotation, biological process: signal transduction. The coding region runs from base 298 to 1461 and encodes 387 amino acids. The transcript is spliced from 16 exons.
GUUCUGGAACUGAUUAAGUUUGUGAGCCAAGGUACUACUGUGUUUGCAGGAAAGAUCAUUAGCUUCAGCCAGCCAUAGACAAUGUCUCCCUCUAUACUGUAUUUUGAAGGGUGGAGGAAGAAGUUGUAAGAAGUUUUGACCCUUCCUGUGGCUAUAUUUGUGUUCCCCAUUCAUGCUCUUAGUCUUUUCUGUGAAAACCUGGGAUCUCUUCUAAAGUAGUAAUCUUAAUUGUUCUCUUUUCUGUUUUUAGUAAGAGUGCAUUGCUGUUGAGAACUAACUUCAGUGUCCUCAAUAAAAAUGGAAGAAUUGCAAGAUGUCCAGUUGACAGAGAUCAAACCUCUCUUGAAUGAUAAGAAUGCCACUCGAAACUUCCAGGACUUUGACUGUCAGGAGCAUGACAUCGAGACUGCAUAUGGAGUAGUUCAUGUCACUAUGCGGGGCAUGUCAAAAGGAAAUAGGCCUGUCAUCCUCACAUACCAUGAUAUUGGCCUCAAUCAUAAAUCUUGUUUCAAUGCUUUCUUCAACUUCGAUGACAUGCAGGAGAUCACCCAACACUUUGCUGUAUGCCAUGUUGAUGCACCAGGACAACAAGAAGGGGCUCCCCCUUUCCCCUCUGGAUAUCAGUAUCCUACUAUUGAUGAACUGGCUGAAAUGCUUCCUGCUGUUCUUACACACCUGAGCCUGAAAACCAUUAUUGGUAUUGGAGUUGGAGCUGGUGCUUAUAUCCUCAGCAGAUUUGCAUUAAAUCACCCUGAUUUGGUCGAGGGCCUGGUGCUUAUUAAUGUUGACCCAUGUGCAAAAGGCUGGAUUGACUGGGCAGCAUCCAAGUUUUCUGGGUGGACAACAAACAUUGUGGACAUUGUUCUGGCUCACCACUUUGGUCAUGAAGAACUGCAAGCUAAUCUGGAGCUGAUCCAGACAUACAGACUUCAUAUUGCACAGGACAUCAAUCAAGAAAACCUUCAGCUCUUUGUUACUUCCUAUAACAGCCGUAGAGAUCUGGACAUUGAGAGGCCAGUCUUGGGUGUGACUGAAGACAUAACAAAAACACUCAAGUGCCCUGUCUUAUUAGUGGUUGGGGACAGCUCACCUGCAGUUGAAACUGUGGUUGAAUGCAAUUCACGGUUGGAUCCAACAAAUACAACACUCUUGAAGAUGGCAGACUGUGGAGGGCUGCCCCAAGUUGUUCAGCCUGGGAAGCUGACUGAAGCCUUCAAGUACUUUGUGCAAGGAAUGGGCUAUAUACCUUAUGUCCAGCUCAGUCACUUGACCACUGAGUCAGUGCCAUCUGCAAGUAUGACAAGGCUGAUCCGCUCUCGGACCCAGUCAUCUUCAAGCGUAGGUUCUGGAGAGAACACCCAAACACGGUCUCCAACCAGCAGUUCAGGAGAGGCAAAAACUGGAAUGCCUGAAACAGCUGAUAUGCAUGGCACCCCUCAGACUAUGGAAGUAUCCUGCUAAGCAAGCUUGUACAUCCAGACAAUCUGUUUUCUUCCCCUGUGAAGCCAUCCAGAAUCCAGUGUUCACCCAGACACGUGGCAUUAACAGGUCCUUUUUUCCCACUAUAACUUGUGCUUGCCCAUCCUGUCUGCCACCUUUUCACCUGUCUGUCUCUUCAGCUUUACUUCUAGUUAUUUUAUAUAGGCUGAAAAAACACAGGUUGCAUACAAAUGUGCCCAAAAACAGUAACUGGGCCUACUGAGAGUUAUUUUGCAGCAGGGUGCACCCCGCUUUUCUCCUUGCCUUUGCUCCUAUACUGUGCAUUCUCAGUGCAACUGCUAACAUUCCAUUGGUGCUAGCGGAGAGAGUCGUUGUCUAUGAAAUGCCCUUCUUUCUCCUGCUUCCUGUGCUGUUAAACCAUAUGAGAGUUAUGAAUCUCCCUGUCUUUUAAAAAGUCAGUAAUUUCUGUAGCUUGUGCACUUAGAACUGCCUUUCUACUUGUGCUUUUGGUGUAGGUUUUUAGGGCUAUUGGCUGCAGCUGUUAAAAUACCUUUGGGAUGAGGGUAAAGAGAACUCAAAUGUUUAAAAAUUUCAAGGUUGGAUCGUGAAGUCUGGACUGUCCAAACCCUUGAGUGUAUCUCAGCAUACUGUACAGUUGUAGCUAACCUUGCAGGAGUGCUUAGGUCUUUUAUAGCUGAGAUGCAACAACAAAGGUCUUUCUUUGUCUUGAUAAAAAAUAUUUUCUAGCAGAGCUGCUGAUGGAAAGAUUAAAGCGGGCUGGUGCCUUUCAGACUACUGUACCAGUACUACUACUGCCAUUAAUCCCAACCAGCACAGCCACCCUGUUAGCUGGGAAUUAUGGAAGCUGUAGUCCAUACACAUCUGGAGGGUGUCAGGUUGGUGAAAAGAAAGGGCAAGGCUUCUAAUGGGUUUCACUCUCAUUAAGGAGGUUGCAGUAUUGACCAGAGUAGAAGGAAUUUACAAACACCAGAUAUAUCUACAUUGUAGUGACCUCCUGAGAGACUGAUCUGGAUACUUUGGAUUAUUUUUAUCACCCUGGGAGAAAGGUCAAGAAACCCUAAGUCCUAGUUAAACACAAUGCCAAUAUCUUACCACAACUGUUCAGUUACACAUAGUUGUGAAUCAGUUUCUAAAAUCAGACUCAAACUGAAAAUUCGGAAAGCUAGAGUUGAAAUGAGCAAGGUGAUUGCUGUUAGACAGCAGCCUAGAGUUAUGAAGCACUGAAGACUUGAGACUUUUUGUUUUGGACCCAAAUGGUAGUGAAGUGAUGUAAUAGGUAGACAAACAGUGCAAUAUCUUGUCAGGAGCAAGUUUUACUGAGUUUAAGUGAGGUUUGUUCCUAAGUGUGUCAGAUUGUAGCCUAAACCUUCCUCAUAAUUUUGAAUUAGUUGGGUUAAAUUGUGUUUUAAUCUUGCUAUAGCAGCUGAACUAGGAUGCAUUACAAUUACAGUGCUAAUUCUGUAAAGGUCUGUUCUAUAUGCAUGGGGGCUUUUCCUGGUUAGGACCAGGUAUUUUUACAGCUUCCCUAUGCAUUACCACAUCCCACCAACCAGAAAAUUACUAAGCUCUUUAAAAAGUCUUACACUGAUACUCUGGAAGAGGGAUGAAACUAAAACAAAAAGGCUUAUUUAGCUCAAGAGCUAUUUAUAAGGCAUACUUUUGCAAUGAAUGGGAAUAAUUUAAGGAGCUGGUCAGCUUAGAUUUCAGACCAUGUCUUUGAAUGAAGCUGUAGGGCAUGUGGAGAACCUACAGCUAGUGCUGAAGCCUUUCCCAAAUCAGGUGCAUUACUGCAAAAACAUGGAGAAAAGGAAAUUAAAUGGUGUCUGUGAUUUAUUCUGUUUGCAUCAUACAGGCCUCUUGAGCUUAUGCAAAUACUGGCUAAGGGACUGCUUUGAUGUACUGUAUAUUGUGAAAAUGUGCUUGGUUUGCUGCUGCUUUUUUAUAUUUUUCAUUGGCUAAUAUUAAACUCUGUAGUCCCACACAAAACAGUGUCCUUGGUAGAAAUGGGAAGUUCUGCCCUGGGAGCUAGUAAUUUCCAAGACCAAACUGUUCCCUUGAAAUUAAAAGGCAGUUGCUUUUUUGAUUUUGACUGGGUUACAGAAGACUAGUUCAUAUGUAACCUCCACCCCCCGGGGCUGUUGGGUGGGGGGGGGGCGGGCAAGCAGGAGAGAGCAGGUCUGCUGCCUGCAACACAUCAGCCAUUUCUGCUUUUAAUCAACAAUCUGUGACCGGCCCAUUUGUAGGUUAGGUGUAAUGCACAGGUACCAAGUGCUCAAAGUUAACAAACCAUGUGUUAACUGUUGGGCUCUUUAGCCACCAAACAUCUCACUGUUCUGGGUUCACACAUCAUAUUCAAUGGCCUGUGAAAUAGGCUGAUUGUAGAUUUAAAGCAGAUGUAACAGUUGCACAGGAGGCAUCACAGCUGCCUUCUCCUGCUCAUGCACAAUGCAUGGAUUAUUUAAAUGAUGAACUGUCCUUAGGCGGAAACUAUGUUGAAGUGUGUGAUUUAUUAGGGAGAGAGCUGUGGAUAGGAAUGAAUAUGCACAGUUGACUUGUUCCUGACUUUGGCAGAAUAUCUGCUUUUCAGUGUUGCACAUUGGCUCAUGGGGCCAAAUUCUUUGGGUGAUCAGCUGUGAUUCAGGCAGGAGAUGGGACUGGGAGAUUCUGCCUGAGAGGAAAGAUUCAUACUGGUUAAAUAAAGCUAUAAUAAAGUCAUUGUUAACUUG